AUCUCCACAGGAUAAACGGAUUCUUCUUGUGAAUUCUCAGAACAAGUCUCUGUCUCAGUCUUUUGAAAAUCUCUUUGAUGAACCAUCAUAUGGCUUAUUACAGAAAUUGAAGAAAGAUCCAUACACAGUAACAAUGGGAAGAUUUUCCAAAGUCACAAACUAUAUUUUUGACAGUUUCCGUUUAAGUGACCCUUCAAGUCAAAGGCGACCACCAUCAGAGAUGGCAGACUUCCUCAAUGAUGCUAUUCCAGGGCUAAAGAUAAAUCAGCAGGAAGAACCGGGGUUUGAAGUCAUUACGCGAAUUGAUCUAGGAAAACAGCCUGAAGUUAGUAGAAGAGAGCCUGUGUCAGCUGAAGAAUGGGCUAAGAAUAUGGAUUCUGAAGGAAGAAUUUUAGAUGUCGACUACAUAAAGCAAUUGAUAUUCAAAGGGGGUCUCUGCCAUACUUUAAGAAGAGAGGCAUGGAAAUUUCUUUUGGGGUAUUUUCCCUGGAAUAGCACUAAAGAAGAGAGAGCAAAUCUGCAGAAAAGGAAAACGGAUGAAUAUUUCAGGAUGAAACUGCAGUGGAAAUCUGUCAGUGAGGAACAGGAAAAACGAAAUUCAAGAUUAAGAGAUUACCGGAGUCUUAUAGAAAAAGAUGUAAACAGGACAGAUCGAACAAAUAAAUUCUAUGAAGGUGAAGAUAAUCCAGGAUUGAUUGUACUUCAUGAUAUUUUGAUGACCUAUUGCAUGUAUGACUUUGACUUAGGUUAUGUCCAGGGCAUGAGCGACUUGCUUUCACCUGUCUUGUAUGUUAUGGAGAAUGAAGUAGAUGCCUUUUGGUGCUUUGUAUCAUACAUGGAUCAAAUGCAUCAGAAUUUUGAAGAACAGAUGCAGGGUAUGAAGACACAACUAAUUCAACUGAGUACUUUGCUUCGUUUACUAGACAGUGGAUUUUGCAGUUAUUUAGAAUCUCAAGACUCGGGCUACCUUUAUUUUUGCUUCCGAUGGCUUCUUAUCAGAUUUAAAAGGGAAUUUAGCUUUCAAGAUAUUCUUCGACUCUGGGAGGUCAUGUGGACGGAAUUGCCUUGCCAGAAUUUUCAUCUUCUCCUUUGUUGUGCUAUCUUAGAAUCGGAAAAACAGCAAAUAAUGGACAAGCACUAUGGCUUUAAUGAAAUAUUAAAGCAUAUCAAUGAACUGUCUAUGAAAAUUGAUGUGGAAUAUAUACUCUGCAAAGCAGAAGCAAUUUCUGUGCAGAUGAUGAAUUGCAAGGAAUUGCCUCAAGCAGUUAGUGAGAUCCUGGGGAUAGAAAGCAGUUCUGUAACACCAGAUUCAGAUACUGGAGAGGAUGAAAGUGGAGCUGUGUUGAGUUGUCCAACAUCAUCAUAUCAGAGUAGCUCAACACCUGUAAUUGCUGCCAAUGGAACAAGAGACAGCACUCAACAGAUGUCUGAGACGCAGAGCCUGGCACCUGCGUAAUUACAGUUGGUUAAACUGAAGAAAGACUUUUCCUGAGCACGUUUUUUUUCAAGCACUUGAGAGAUGGAUAUUUAAAUUUGGUGUUGAUUAAGCUUUAAGGUUGGAAAGAAAAUCUGUACUGUAAUGCUCUUGCAUUAAAGCUUUACAACAUGACUCAACUAUUUUUGUAGUUUCUUCUACCAAAAUAGCCUUUUGUUUUCAAUAACAUUCCUUAAUAUUUUUGUAGCCAAGUGCAUUUUCUUUUUGCUGGUGAACUGGAAAUGGAUGGUGAUUAAGAAUGAAUUCGAAAAUUCUGCAUUUGCUGAGCUUUCACACGUAUUGAUCUAAGACAGCAUGAGCUCUUUGAUUUGAGCAGAUUCACAAUAGGCCAGCUGAAGCUGCUGUACAAAAUUUUCAAGUGGAAGAGAUGCUGAUGUGUUAAAGAAGGAUUGUUUUGUAAAUGAAUGGGUUUUCCCUAUCUCAAAUGUUUACAAAAAUACUUCUAAGUAUUUGUUGCUGGUUGAAUGUAGAUUUGAAAUGGACAUUUAUACUUACACAGUUUAAUGUCCAAAUACUGAAUUUUGUGUAAUUGGGAGUGGAUGAACAGUAUAUUUUUACAUUAACAUAUCUUCACUUUAUAUAUGCAUAUAUAUAUUUACGCACAUACACACACUAUAUACACAAAUGUUUGCGAAUACUAAAAAGGAUAGUCAUAUUUUCAAUAUCUGAAUAAACUUGACUGUUCAUUCAUAUGAAUCAGUUUGACCAAACUAAUGCACAGCUCCAACUUGGGCUCUUUUUCAGAACUUUUCUAACUGAAAGUAACUUUCUUGUGAAUACAUUCAGUCCUACACUUGAGGUAAUUUUGCAAUUGAUUUCUUGCAAACUUUACUAAUGUUUAUCUUUGCUAAUAUAUUAACUGAUCAAUUAAUUACACUGUUUUUAUGGCAAGAUUAUUUGGAGAAUUAAUAAGCAGGUUAUAAAAAUACCCCAGCAAACCACAAACCAGAAUAGUAAGCAGAAUUAACAUUAAUGCAUUUUUGUAUAUGCAAAAGGCAGUGUGAGUUUAUUCCAU
Messenger RNA from Pelecanus crispus (Dalmatian pelican), 2510 nucleotides. NCBI's taxonomy places the organism in Eukaryota, Metazoa, Chordata, Aves, Pelecaniformes, Pelecanidae. The record is from RefSeq and is a predicted model, not a curated record.